AUGCCGUUACCACUACCUUCGAGUUUUGCCUCUGCUGCUGCUGGCAUUAACCAGGAUUCAAAGAGAGAUGGUUCUAUGAGCGGAGAAUGGACGCGGUCUCGUACAAACGGCGCGACACAGACUUUCCGCCGUCCCUCUGUUGCGACAAAUCUAUCGCACAAUCGUGAUAGUAGUAGUCAACCUACGUCUACAUCUACUCCUACUUCUACCGCAUACAUUCCUCCUCAUAUGACGUCCAACUAUCAGUCUCGCAACGGUUCAACUGGCGACAGCCGAUACUCGAAGGAAGAUCUUUUGAGCAUCUUUAAGGGUCAGCGAGAUUCAGGAGCGUUAGGGAAGAAUAUGGGAGACCAUUUCCUAGCCUCGUGGAACCCUCUUGAAGAGACUGGGAACACUAACGGUACCUGGGUGAAGAAAGAGGAUCAAAAAGACUCUCCUCCGGGACCUGAGGUUUGCUGGGACCAUUUGGGACAUUAUGAACCACUAGGCCUAAUAGAUAUGACGGAAGAGGAACGUGAGCUCUUUUCGACUACUGUUAACUCCCCUCUGAAACCUCCACCAUCAAGCGCCACCAAGGACAAUACUUCUGGUGUUGGUGGACGGAAAGCCUCGGUCUCCCAUUCGACCCCGUUCAACACUUCCUCUCCGAGCUCUGGACGACCCGGUACGCGACGUCGAGAAACUCAAGAUUCAACAGGCAAUCCCAUGUCUCCGACUGGCGGUUCUCGUUUCUUCCGGGAAGAACCUAAUACAACUACACCUCCUCCUUCUCUACUUCGCCGUAAAACCGACCUUAGAGAUACAGGAUCGAGUUAUAAACAACCUGAAGAGAAAGACAAGACCAAAGAUCUACCCGAUAUUUCGUCUCCGUUCGGGUCUCUGAAACGGAGCGCUACGAACCCAGUAGUCAGUGGUCUGGCCGGUGCCUCCUCGCCUUGGACGUCAAGCUCCCAAACUGCAAACUUGUCACCGAUGGGCGCUUUCGGAAGCUUUUCGCUCGGUACUUCCAGUCCUCAAACUACAACAUCUACCGUUGAGAAAAGACCUGGCUUUGGCAGUGUUCGUGGCGAAAGCAGAUUCAAGGGGUUGCUCUCAAAAGAUAGCUCGGAGGAUGUUGGAAUGCUAGCUAAGGAUAAAAGCUUGGCGAAGGAGAUAGAGCGUCUUGCCGAGACCGAGGCGACAAGUCGCUCGCAAUCACCAUGGAAUGAUACUCUUAAGACUCGUCCUACCCGCAGCGAAACGAAUCCCUUCGAUGAGCCUCGCAGUGGGAGUGCUGCUCUUGGCGGCUCUGAGGAAGUCGGGUCGGGUAUAGACGAGCUUGGAUUCUCCGCGUUUGGUAUGACCGCUGGUGUUCCUGGCCUUCGAGAUCUACUCGGCCGUGGUGACGGUGCCCAUGCUUCUCCAAGUCACCUCCAGGGACUUGAGCCAACCAGCCCAACAAACACGAAUCCCUACCAAAGCCCGCGAGGCGAGAAGAUUGAUGAUGACGUGGACACUGAUGGCUCUGACGUGCAGCGAAGUCAGCAUCCAGGCAUAACCGGGCUACGCGAUGACUCUGCAGCUCCCUCUUUUGGUUCUAUCCGACGUGGCGGCUCUGCUGUAGACAUGUCUGGUGGUGAUCGCAGUCAAACUUCUAGUGUAGGUCCGGGCAGGGGUUUCUCUAACCUUGGCGGACUAGCCGGUCUUCCCGCUAUUGGUAGCUCAGGGGCAUGGCCUUCUGCCGGAGCAAUUGGGACACCAACACGUGAGCGAGCUGCUUUCACAGGAUUUGGUGAUCCUAUCUUUGGGUCUAUGGCCGAAGUUCAGUCUCCAGGUCUUUCUACACUCGGUGCAGGUGGUUUCUUCGGUUCUCACGGGGGGCUUGGUGGGACUGGCGGCAUCGGUCGGGCGAGCAAGAUGGGUUCUCUUUUCCCGUCUUCCAUGCAAGACAAUACGCACGGUGAUAUUGGACGUCAGGAAGACGGGAAUCGGUCUCAAGGUGAGCUAUAUAAGAGAUCGGAUGUCAAUAUUGAAACCGUGACUUAUUCUGUGACAGAUCACAAGCCUUCUACAUCGACGCCUUUGCAACUUCCGCCCACCUCAGCCGCUAGUACUUUGACAACACCUCUAGCUUCAACAUCGGAAGUCCCACAGAAUCACCAUGUCUCGUCUGGUGGGGUCGCUGGUGCCAUCCCGGCAGCUCAGCAACGGACCAUGGUAAUGCCGGAUCGUAUGCGAUGGAUCUACCGUGAUCCGCAGGGAAACAUUCAAGGACCUUGGUCAGGAUUGGAAAUGCACGAUUGGUUCAAAGCAGGAUUUUUCACCGCGGAACUUCAAGUCAAAAAGCUCGAGGAUCCUGACUUCGAGCCUUUAGCUCAACUUGUUCGUCGCAUUGGAAAUUCCCGCGAGCCAUUCCUUGUACCUCAGAUAGGCAUACCUCAUGGGCCCGAGCCCAAUCAAGCUGCAACAUGGGGGACUGGAACACAGCCCGGUGCCGCUCAACCUCCGUUCGCAAACAGCUUCCCUACCUUUGGAACGACGCUCACUGCAGAGCAGCAGAAUGCAUUGGAACGGAGAAAGCAGGAGGAACAAUAUCUCAUGGCUAGGCAGAAGGAGCAUCUUGCUCAACAACAAGCUAUGAUGAAGCAAAUUCAAUUACAGGGGGGGCCACAUAAUGUGCAACCCCAGCUUCAACACCAUUCCAGUGCACACAGCCUCCAAAGCCAGCCCAGUUUUGGAAGCAUCACGUCUCCUACGGGUGGUUAUCAGCAAUCUCCUAUCCAGCCACCACAGCCAAUGCCAGGCUACUUCGAUGGCCCCUUCAGACAGAAUACUCUCCCUUUCGGACCUCAAAUCCUCGGGACGGACUUCGGUUCACACGAUGAACUCCCGGGAUUUCUCGAUCGCCUAAAUCUGAGCCGUCCUGGCCCCUUCCCUUUGAAUUCUCAAGGCUCUUAUAGCGGUCGUCAGCAAGAAGCCGGCAUACACCCCCAACAGGUCAACUCAAUUUUGCAGGAACGUGCACGCCUUCAGCAAGAGCAGGAGCAAUACGACAAGACCCAUUCGGAUAGUAUUUUCGAGCAACAAGCGCGUGAUGAACGUCUUCGCCAGUUCCACGCUCUCCGCUCCGAUGAAGAAGAGAACAUGCUGAGAGUUAGCGAAGGUUUGUCGUCUCUCCCGACUUCUGCCACGGCCGAGCAGCCUGAGAUAUCCCGGGAGCAACAGGAUCAAGAAGCUUUUUUGCGGGAUCAAGAAACAUUUUCCGAUGAACCACUCUCUCUUUCCCAGCAGGUGCAAAAGGCAGCUAGUGCGCAAAGACAACAGCAACAACAGCAGAAGCAAGCACAAGCUGACGCUGCAUGGGUGGCUAAAGGUGAUUCUGGUAUUCCUCACCCUUUCCCACCUCCUCCCUCGCAAUCUCCACUUCCAGCACCGGCAGCUCAGCGGAAUCGCCAGCACGUUGCUGAUGCUCUUGCAGCAACUUCGCGCUCCCAGAACCAGACACCUGUUGAAACACCAACCGCUUCCAUCGCUCCCUGGGCGAAGGAUAGCAUUGAAGCGCCAAAGGGCCCAUCUUUGAAAGAAAUUCAGGAGGCAGAGGCUCGCAGCGCGGCUCAGCGCGAAGAACUUGCAGCACAGGCCCGUCGAGCUCAACUUCUGGCAGAACAAGAACGUCUCUCGCAAGCGCAACAAGCAACGGCUCCCGGGUUGCCAUCAACAGCAAACUGGGCCAGCGGUAUGUCUCCAUCCACACCCAGCACUGCAAGUUCAGCUUGGUCCAAGCCAGCUGCAAAGGCUGCGGGUUCUCCUGCCAAGACUCUUGCUCAGAUUCAGAAAGAAGAAGAGGCACGCAAGCAGAAAUUGGCCCAGGUCAAUGCCGUUCAGGCUGCAGCCAUUACAGCAGCUUCUCCGGUAUCAGGAAAGCGGUACGCUGAUCUCGCUAGUAAAGUAGCCGCGUCACCAACGUCCGCAACCUCAGGUGCAUGGACUACAGUUGGGGCCGGUGGUAAAGCCAAGGCACCUCCAGCUGCUCCAGUUGGACCUCGCUCUACCAGCGCUACGCUUUCUGUUCCUCAGGUUGCAAAGCCAAGACCUGCAGCUCCCGCCAGAACAUCGACCAUUGUCAACACCCCAGUAUCUAAUGCAAACCGCGCAAACGAAGAGUUCACGAAAUGGGCCAAGAUAACCCUAGGAAAGGGUUUGAACAAUGGUAUCAAUGUGGACGACUUCGUACAGCAACUACUCUUAUUGCCAGCUGAAGCAGAAAUUAUCUCCGACUCUGUCUAUGCCAACUCUCAGACAUUGGAUGGUCGUCGUUUCGCAGAAGAAUUCAUCCGCCGCCGCAAGCUUGCUGAUAAGGGAAUCGCUGACCCUGUUAGUACCAGUGCAUUGACUGACCAGAAAGCAGCUUCUGGCGGCUGGAGUGAAGUUGCCAAGAAGUCCUCAAUCCAACCUAGACAGGAGGACGAUAGCGCUGCUGCAUUCAAGGUUGUUGCCAGCAAGAAGAAGGGCAAGCGGUAAAUUCUCACGUGAACUGAGAGCCGUCUAGUUUGCAUUUGAAAAAAGGUGUACAAGGCUUAUGGAACGCGAAAAGUGAUGUCUUGUUUGUUAUGUUGCGGAAUUGAAUAAAGGCAUGGACUUGGUGAAAGGAGCUACAAGUAUCAAGCCUUGCAAGGUCGAGAAUGUCACCAUCCAGCGAUUGUAACGUACUUGGUUUGGAUAGUGGCCUUGCCUCUUCUCUCCUGAAGCUAAGAUGUACAAUACCUAGGUAACCUAGCAAUGAACUGGGAUUAGUGAUAGAUUGUGCACAGU
This is a messenger RNA of Talaromyces stipitatus ATCC 10500, 4791 nucleotides long. RefSeq names its product GYF domain protein. NCBI's taxonomy places the organism in Eukaryota, Fungi, Ascomycota, Eurotiomycetes, Eurotiales, Trichocomaceae. The record is from RefSeq and is a predicted model, not a curated record. Gene Ontology annotation, molecular function: protein binding. The transcript has 4 exons. The coding region runs from base 1 to 4500 and encodes 1499 amino acids.